GCUUCAGCCUGGCGUACGAGCUGUUGGCGGGGUGUGCGGGAUGUUUGCUGUGUGCAAACAGCUGUUGGUUGAAAGCUAGCUGAGGCGACAUGGCUCUGCUACGACUGAGGAACCCAAAGGGCCCGAAUGCAGCAGAGAUAGAGAGGAAAAUUAAAAGGGGAAAUGCCCUGAGGCAGGGGUCUUCGUGGCGGGGCUCGCGGGGGCUCCUGGCAUUGCUCCUGGUCGCUCUGUGUGCUAGUACAGUUGCCGCCUGGCUAUACCUGGCUUCCUUGGACGGUGACAUCACAGAAACUCUGGCCAGUCGGAGGGAAAUGAUCUCGCCUCAGCCCAGAGUCUACAGUGUUCAAUGCUCAGAGGACUACGAAAACUACAAGCGCUACCCAGGUUGCACCCCUCAGAAGUGCGGCCGAGCCGUCACUGACGGCGUGGUGACGAGCGAAGAGGCUCAGGCCCUCCGGAGGCUGGCUGAGCGGGGGCUGGCGCUGGCCGGGUCUGAGGGAGGGGUAAAUAUUUCACACACCCAGAUUUUAAUUUCUCGCAAAUUAAAAUCCUUGUUCACAUGCAGGGUUAAUACACAAAAAAAAUAGUAAAUGGAAAAUGUU
Molecule: messenger RNA, 602 nt
Organism: Poecilia latipinna (sailfin molly)
Lineage: Eukaryota; Metazoa; Chordata; Actinopteri; Cyprinodontiformes; Poeciliidae
Product: 2-oxoglutarate and iron-dependent oxygenase domain-containing protein 3
Exons: 4
Coding region: 90-587 (165 amino acids)
Cellular component (GO): membrane
Source: RefSeq, a predicted model, not a curated record